AUGCGCGUGCUCUGCCUCCCUCAACCCCCUCACUCCCUCCUCCACCCCACAGCCCCUCAAUCCCUGCAAACCCCCUCACUUCCCGCACCACCCUCACCUCCCGCACCACCCUCACUUCCCGCACCACCCUCACUUCUUGCACCCCUCCUCAGCCACCUCAACCCCCCUUGCCUUCCUCAAAUUCCUCACCUUGCUCAAUGCACUUUCAGAUGCUAUCCCUUGUGCCCGUUCCCUCCUCUCCUCCUUGUAUCCAUUGUUGCCCUCUCACGCGCGCAGCUGCGCACUACGCAUCCGUCUCCAUCCCUCCCUUGCAUCCGUCUUCGUCUUCCCCUCUCGUCUCCACCCUCCCUCCCCUCUCUCCCGCCCGCAGCUCACACGCCUCUGCACGUCGCCAGGGCGCGCAGGGGGUUCCUCUCGGAGCUGCAGUCUAUCAAAGACGAAGAGAACGUCGCGGGGCCCAUCUCAUAUGAGUCACCCCUGGACAUAGUGCUGUACCCGGACCCGCGCUUGAGGGCGCCCAACAAGCGAGUGAACGUCUUUGAUGAGUCGCUGCAGAAGCUUGUAGCGGAGAUGUUCGAUGUCAUGUACAGGACGGAGGGCGUGGGGCUGUCAGCGCCACAGGUGGGCGUGAACGUGCGCCUGAUGGUGUACAACCCGGUGGGCGAGAGGGGCAAGGGCGUUGAGAUGGUGCUCGUGAACCCGCGCAUUGUCAAGUACGCCAAGGCACGGGAUGUUAUCGAGGAGGGCUGCCUCUCCUUCCCUAAGAUCUACGCUGAUGUUGAGCGGCCAAUGGGUGUGAAGGUGGAUGCUCAGGAUAUCAACGGCCGGAAAUUCAGCAUCAGUCUGAAAGAGUGGCAGGCACGCAUAUUCCAACAUGAGUACGAUCACCUUGAGGGGACCCUUUACUUUGAUCGAAUGACCCCGGAAGUUCUCGACACUAUUCGCAGCAAGCUCAUCGAUCUGGAGGACAAGUAUGCUGAAGCCACUGGUGCUCCACCGCCUGAGUCGGUUGCUAAAAGACCAGCUGCUACCAAUGCUGAUGUGACAUCGGCAACGGACGGCACAGUGCCCAACACCCUUGUGGUCUCCAACGCGUAUGUCGUCAAGCCUCGUGUAGCCGCCCCUCGGGAUAUCUGCCGGUUCAAGUACGACAGGCGGUCGCCCUUUGUGCGCAAGUUCAAGACGAUCGUGCACCCGGGGGAGGUGAACCGCAUCCGAGAGCUCGUGCAGAACCGCAACAUCAUCUUCACCCACACAGACAGCCCUGAUGUGCUCAUGUGGCACGUGGAGCGCCACCCCUUCUGCACUCCUUCUUUCAACACCCCCGCCUCCACUCCUGACCUGAUCUUGGUAGGGCACACGGACGAUGCGGAGUUUGCCAUGGCGACCAGCCCGGUGGCGCCGCUGGUGAUCAGCGGGGGCAAGGACCACAAUGUGCUGCUCUGGAACGUGGCGGACCACGUCACGUCGCUGCAGUCCUCUGCUGCCCUCCGCAAGCCCCACCCCGCCGCCAAGCCGAAGGCCAAGGCAGCUGCUGCGCCCUCCGCACCUUCCCGCUCUGCCCCCUCUGCCUCUGUUUCCUCCCGUGCCCGUGCUGACUCCCCUGCUCGUAGCGGGGGUAGAGGUGGGGGAGGGGGAGGGGGUGGGGAUGGGGAUGGGGGAAGCGCGGUAGGGGACGCAGAGAAGAAGCGGAAGCGGGAGGAAGUUGUGGUGAAGGGAGAGGAAGUGAAGGAAGUGAAGGAAGGGGAGAAGGAGGAUGGUGGAGGGGAGGGGGACAAGAGAGGUAGGGGAUUGGAAGGGAGCGGGAAGAAAGAGGAGAAAGAAGUGGAGGGAAAGGAGGGAGGGGAGGGCAAGCAGGAGGAGGCGAAAAAAGAGAACGGAGAGAAGGAGAAGAAGGUGGAAGGAGAGAAGAAGGUAGUGAAGGAAGAGGAGGGGAAAGAGAAGGGGGAGGAUGGGGAAGAGAAGGAAGGGGAGGAGAAAGAGAAGGGGGGUGAGGGAAAAGAGGAGGGGGAGGGGAAAGAGAAGGAAGAGGGUACCACAGUAGAGGAGUCUAAGGAGAAAGGUACUGAGGGAGAGGAGAAGGUUGUGGAAGGGGAAGGGAAAGCAGAGGAGGGGACAAAGACGAAAGAAGAGGCUGAGGGGAAAGUAGGUUCAGAAGCGAAAGAGGAAGCAGAAGAAAACGUGGGGACAGAAACCAACGCGACGGACAAAGAAGAAGAGGGGGCAGAGGCACAACCCGCAGGAGCAGAUGCUGAUGUGGUAAUGGCCGAUGCUGAUGGUGCUGCUGCUACAGCUGCCACUGCUGCUGCUGAUGCUACUGCUGCUGAUGCUUCUGAUGCUGAUGCUGGUAAGGAUGCAGUUACUGCAGGUGGUGCUGCUGAUAAUGAUCAUGCUUCUGUGCCUGGUGUAAAAGCGGAGGAAGGGACAGGGAGUGACGAGAAGACAGGCAAUGGCGAGGAGGGGAAGGCAGUGCAGGAAGGAAAAGAAGCUGAAACGGUGAAGGCAGCUGAGACAGGGGAAAAGGAGGAGACAGAUACGGAGAAGGUAGAGGGGGACGUAGGGAAGGAAGUAGCGGCAGGGGGAGGGGCGGAGGCAGGGAGCAAGAGUGAAGCAGGGAAGAAAGAGGGUGGUGGUGAUGAUGCUGAAAUAACUGCCUCCGCUGCUCCUGCGGGUGCAGAUGCAGAUGCACCCUCAGAGGCAGUGAAAGAGAGUGAGGGCAUGGACGUGGAUAAGACAGGGGGAGAGGAGGGCGAGGGAGGGAGGAAGAGUGAUGCGGUUGGGAGUGAUAAGGCAGGGGGGGAAGACGGUGAGGAAGCUGGGGGAGGGAGCAAGGAGGUGAAGGAGGAGAAAGCAGUUGAGGAAAGGAAAGAGGGGAAAAGCAAGGAGGAAGACGGAACAACUGACGGGGCACCAACAGGAAUGGUUGUUGACGAGGCAACUGGUGGUGGUGCUGGUGGUACUGGUGCUCCUGGCGAUGAUGAAGCAGAGGCAGAUGCAGACGCUGCAGGCAAGCCCACUGCUGCAGCCCGGUCCUCCUCCCCGUCCCCUCCACUCAAGCUCGGAUACGCUCCGAAAUCCACAAGCCUGGCUCCCCGGGGGGUGUUCAAGGGGCACACAGCGACCGUGGAGGACGUGUGCUUCCACCCCUCGCACUCCCAGCAGUUCUGCUCCGUGGGCGACGACUCGAGACUGCUGCUGUGGGACGCACGGACAGGCGGAGAGAAGGGGCCGUGUCAGAGGGUGGAGAAAGCGCAUGAUAGUGAUGUUCACUGUGUGGAUUGGAACGGGCGGAAUGAGCAUAUGGUGGUGACGGGGGGCGCGGAUAAGAGCGUGCGGUUGUUUGAUGUGAGGAAGCUCGGGGGAGGGCCGGUGGGGAAGGUGGAGGGGGAGGCGAGGGGGAAGGCGAAGGCUACACAUGCGUUCCGCGGAGGGCACCAGGCAGCUGUGCUGUCCGUGCAGUGGUGUCCCGACAGCCCCACGGUAUUCGCCAGCUGUGCAGAGGACGGCCUGGUCAACAUCUGGGACUGCUCGCUGCUGCAUGUGGAGGCGGUGAAGUCGUCUCGAGCUGACGGGGUGCCGCCCGGACUGCUCUUCCAACACGUGGGCCACCAGGAUCGAGUUAUUGAGUUCCAGUGGGCACCGAAGGACCCGUGGACGUUUGCGAGUGUGUCAAGCAACGUGAACAAGAGAAGGGGAGGAGGCACGCUACAGGAGCUCGCCUCGCGGGGGUUCGUCGACAAUCUCCGCCCGCCCAUGGCGGCGGCCGCGGAGCUGCUUAGCGCAGUCGGAAGAAGCGGAGAUGGCAGUAACGAGGAUGAUGACGUGGAGCUUUGGCUCGUUCAGAUGCCAGACGCCAAAAGUUUGGACCUCCGCGCGCUCGACGGCGCGCAGCUGCACGUGCAGGCGGGCGCGGGGGGGGGAGCGGGGGCACAGGGGGAUGCGCGGAGAGUGGAGGUGUGCCGGUUUGCGCCACCAGGGGCAGCUGCAGUGGGGAGAGGCGCAGCGGGGGGAAAGGGAUUCGUCUGGGGAGGCCAGCCAAUCACGGAGCUCGCACUCGUGUCGGACCCACUGCCCCGAGGGGGUCUGGUGGCGGUUCUGCCUGGCUGUGACGGCCGCCCUCCCAUUGUGCGGCCAAUCACUCGCUCCGUAACGUGUGUGUCUGCUGCGGCCGUGCCACAGCCUGAGUCCACUCCAACGCCCCCUCAAGAAUCUUUGUCUGCCAAGAAGAAAUGCAAGCAAAAGAAGCUUGCUGAUAAGGCGGAAGUACCACUGGUAGGACAGAAGGGAGCUGUGACAGCACCCGUUCAAAUUAUGAAGGAACGUUCCGCUGCUCAGGUUUCUGACGUCCCCCACAGCGAUUCUGCAAGCGGCUGUGGGUUUUUGGAAGGCAGGAGCAAAGUAAUAUAUCAGAAGUUCAUUCCGAUAUCUACUGAUGCGGACGCAAUUGACGGCUCUCAAUCGCCCUCGCCCAGGCAAGACAUCUCGCAUCCGCGUCGCCUGCACCACAGCGGGCCAAUUGUCAUUGGUAACCGGAAGAAGGCGCUCUUCGCUGCUGCUCUCGAGGCGAGGGAGGCGAAGAGGAGCGGUACCGCGGAUGGGGCUGUUGAUGCUGAUGCUGAUGCUGCUGCUGAUGCUGCCGGUGCGGUUGCUGCUGCUGCCGGUGCUGCAGGAGAGUUGGUUUCUGCUGCUGGAACUGAAAGCCCUGGUGGUGCUUCUGUUGCUGGUGACGCUAAUCGCUUUGCUGCUGCUUCUGUCAGUGACAGCAGUGGUGCUGGUAUUGAGGCUGAUGAUGGAGGUCGCUGUGAUGCUGCAGGUGCAGAAGCCGUGACUGCUAGCUCCAGCAGUGUUGUUGCGAGUGCUGAAAGGAAGGGAGUAGGAGGGAGCGGGAGCCUAACCAGUGACCCAUUCCGCCCCCUCACCUCUCCUCCCUGGGCGGCCAAGCCCCCGCACUCCCUUAAGCCAGCCUCACAUGUAACCUCGCCGCCGUUACACAGCAACCAUACCAUUAAGCAUGCCACUAGUAAUACUCAAGAGCAGCGCACGACAGAUGGCACACAGAGCGGGGAGCAUCAGCAGGUGGGCACUGUGGAGUAUCCCUCGUGUGCCUCGGAAUCUUUGGCGGAUCAGCGGCAGCAACGGCCGCGGUCGCCUCAGCUGAACUUCAGGUUUUUCUCCUCCAAGCCACACAAGCGCACGGGCAGCCGUGCUAGUGCUGCUGCUGCUGGUGGCAGCGGUGGUGCUGAUGGUGGUGGAGGUGGCGAUGACUGUGGUGUGGUUAGCAGCAGUGAUAGCAUCACGAGUGACAUUGCGAGCAGUCUGCAGGAGAAUGGUGGUGGCACUGCGGCAGAGCAUAGCAGGCAGGCAGGGUCCCCUCAGCCUGGUGGUGACUUGGUGGCCCUGGCUUUUGCUUGUGGAACCACCACAGACACGCGUAGCUGGAGGGAGCAGCAGCAGCAGCUGCAGCAGCGGCAUAAUCAGGAGGUGAUACCUGAGGCCACAACAGGGCAGCCGUCUCCUACCAAUCCCCUCUCCCCUCUGAGCGAUGGCUCGUGUGACUCCUACUUUAGCUCUCCGCCACACGCGCUGGAUCGGUGCGUGACUGAACCAGGUCAACACAAGUCAGCGCUCUCACCAACCCCAGACAUGCAGAGCAGUUACACAAAAGCAGAGGGGAUUGAUGAUGCAGAGGAAGGGGAGCGAGAGCAAGAGGAGGCGGGGGGGAAGGGGUUAGGUGCUGGAGUGAUGCGGCUUCAGUCGAAAAUCUCCAAGGCAGUGGACAAGAGAAUGUCGGCUCGGGGGGGUGAAGCGGGAUUCACGUUCAUGAGAGGCUUGAAUGGGCGGCGCAGAGACAGAAAAGGAGGCUCUGGCGCUGCCUCUCAGGAUUUUGGCAAAGGAGAAACCGAGGGAGGAGGAGUUGGGGCAGGCGCAGGAGGAGGAGCAGGAGGAGGAGGAGGAGGGGUAGGAGAAAAGGGAGCAGGGGGUUUGCGCUUCCUGUCGCCUGGCAUGGCUCGUAACCAUAGUGUUCCAGUCGCUGCUAGUGAAUCCGCACGCCCUCCCAAGCUGGAUAAGGUUGUCUACGGCCCACCUGUGCGUGUCCCAGUCGAUCCCAGCCGUCCAAUCGCCCUGUCGAUCCGUCCACGCCCUCGAUCUGGGACCCUGCCCCAAGGGACCCCCCAUGGCAGCCGAACAUGCCUGCUAGUUACCCUAGAUUCUUCCAUUAUCCUGGUUACAGAUGAUGGGAUCAGGGUGUGGGAUAUCCAACAUGUGAUGACUGCACAGGGGGCCUUGGGACUAGGAAACCCAAGAGGGGAUGAAGAGGCAGCUGCGUUCUUCUGGGUGCCAUUCGGGGCAGGUGUAUCUGCAGCCAAGAGCAUUGCAGCGGAUGUUAAGGGACGGAUGGUUUUCACGGGGCACAGGGAUGGAAGGGUGCUGGUGUGGAGGGUGCGGGAGAGGGGAGCAGAGAGAGAGGGUGCUGCGGCUGUGGGCGACGGAGCAGCACAGGGUUUUGGAGGAGGAGCAAUGGGCGGAAACGACUCAGGCGUUGGGGGAGGGGAGAGGUUGCCUGGGUGGAAGGUGUGGGCAGAACUCGUGGCAGAGUGGCAGGCGCACACCACCACUGUGACAGCCCUGGUAGUCACCUCAUAUGGUGAGCUCUGGUCCGCGGGGGACAGGGGCGUCAUCAAGGCGUGGCCCUGGCCCAGCCUAUGCAGCGAGCUCUCCCGAACUUCAUCCUCGCCCAGCCCAGCGGCCUUACCACCCACUGUUCCUGUUAGCAACGCUGCUCCCCUCCGUGCUCCUUGUGUGAUUCGGCCUGCUGCGGUCCCUGUGCUUCUGCAUGCCCCCAACAGCCAGCUGCCACAGAACUGCGUUGCAGUGGCGUCUGCCUCAGCUGCUGCUGCGGAUGGUGAUGCUGAUGAUUCUAGAGCAGCUCGUGGGGCAGGAGGGGACACUCCUGUCACUGUAACAGAAAGCAGUGGCAGUGUAGCUGCUGCUACAACGGGCAGCAGUGGUGGGGGGGGCAGUGGCAGCAGCGCUGCUGCGGGGACUGGGGGUGAGAGCGAGGGAGGCAGUGGUGGCGUGGUGUACGGAGUGACGUCUGUGCGGCGACUGGUGUCAGACCCGGCAACAGGGCAGGUCUGGAGCAUUGGAGCUGCUUCCAUCUCCAUCUGGGACGCGAGGAAGCGAGCGCUGGUGUGUCAUGUGAAAGUGAAGGACGAGGAGAGGGCUGCUGCGGAUACCUCCUCUGGCGCUGUUGCCUCUGGGGCCAGCAGCGCUACAGCCGCUACAUCCGCUACAGCCAGCAGCGCCACAGCCCCUGCCAACAAUGCUACUGGCGCUGCUAGUGCCACCAAUGGUGGUGGUGCAUCUAUUGCUUCUAGUCUAUCUAUUGGUUCAGCCCCCAUUGCCAGCAGCAAUGGUGAAGCACCAGUGUUGGCAGCAGCGCCACCACCACCGGGUGACGACGAACCCUUGUCUUCCACCUCCUCCGCCUCUGCCUCCUCCUACUCCUCCUCCUCCUCCCGCCCCCCCAAGCGCAAGCUCCAUGCGGUCGCGCCAGCUGGCGACGGCACGGUGUGGAUCGGGCACGGGUCGGGCAUGCUACGGCAGUACGACUGGGCGGGCGGCAAACUGCAGGAGGUGGUGAUGGAGGCCGGCGUGUGUUGUCUGUGUGUGGUGGGGCUGCGGCUAUGGGUGGGCACAGCGGAUGGAAGCAUCACAGUGCUGCAUGUGCGCACAGGGAGGGUGAUCGGGGCAUGGCAGGCUCACUCUCCCGCACCAUGCUCCAAGGCAGCAGCCAAGGCCGCACGAGCAGCAGCAGCAGCAGCAUCCCCUUCCCCUUCCAUUGGAACCGCAUCAGACCUGUCUCAACCUUCGGAUGACACAACCCUCUCCUCCCAGGCUUCAACAGCGGCAGCGGCUGCAGCGGCGACACCAGCAGCGAUCCGCCAGCUGGCGCGGUGCAGCAGCUUCAUAGUGUGUGUCUCCCGCACGGGGCAGGUGAGUGCAUGGCUGGUGGCUAUCCCAGGCCCGGUGGACCCUGCCCUUCGUGCCACCCUCUCCUCCUCCUCCGCCCUCUUCACCUCCCGGCAGAGAUUCCGCCUGGCUGCCUGCACGUGGAACGUUGGGGAGGAGAGAGCGGUGCAGAGGAGUGUGGAGGCGUGGCUGGGGGAGGUGGCAGGGGAAGGGCCAGAGAGGGAAGAAGGGGCGGAUAGAUUAGACCAGGCAGUUGGGGCAGGUAUGGGGAAUGGGACUGGGGGAGCAGUGGAUGUGGGGAAUGGGGUAGGAGGGGGAGGAGCGGAUAUAAUAGCAGUGGGGUUGCAGGAAGUGGAGAUGAAUGCGGGGGCGAUAGCCAUAGCAGCGGCCAAGGAGUCAGUGCGCCUAGGGCUGCAGGAGCGGGGGUCGGCGCUGGGGGCACACUGGGUGGCAACGAUUGGCGCUGCUCUGGCGUCCCGAGGGGCGUUUGUGCGGAUUGUUUCGAGGCAGAUGGCGGGGAUUCUCAUCACUGUGUGGGCAAGGGCGUCAUUUGCCCAUCUCAUUCGGGAUGUGGAGGUGGGGGCUGUGCCUCGGGGGUUUGGCCGCACAUUGGGCAACAAGGGAGCGGUGGCGGUGCGCAUGAGUGUGUGUGGGCGCAGCGUGGCGGUCCUCAGCUGCCAUCUCGCGGCCCACAUGGAGGGCGUGGCGAAGCGCAACGAGGACUGGCGCCGCAUCUACCGCCACCUCUCCUUCUACCGCCCCCAGACUACCCUCGCUUCUGCUGCCUCCUCCGCUGCCAAAGCUGCCGGGGGCGGCUUGAAAGGUGGGUUCCAUACUCUCAUGGGGAAUAACAACUGGCGUCGCAAUUACCGCCACCUCUCCUUCUACCGCCCCCAGACUACCCUCGCUUCUGCUGCCUCCUCUGCUGCCAAAGCUGCUGGGGGCGGCUUGAAAGGGAUGAUGACCGGCUCUGCAUGCAUCCACUGCCACCUCUCCUUCUACCACCCCCACCCCAUGCUCGCCUCUGCUGCCAAAGCUGCUGGAGGCGACUUGAAAGGUGAAGCAGGUGGGAUGAGCUGGGCUGCAGAUCUGGAGGAAAUGAAAACACCAGAGUUAGCAGAAGCCGACCUGCUGGUGUGGAUGGGCGACCUCAACUACCGGGUGGAGGGUGUGCCAUACGAGCAUGCGCGGCACCAGGUGGCGGCGCGCAACCUGCCUGCACUGCUGGCGAGCGACCAGCUGCUCAGAGAGAUGGCGGGCGGGCGUGCGUUCCGAGGCAUGGAGGAAGGGCUCAUUGCCUUUCCUCCCACCUACAAGUUUGAUCGUGGCACACCCGAUCCGCUGGCGUAUGACUCGGGGGAGAAGCGCCGUGUGCCUGCUUGGUGUGACCGAGUGCUCUUCCGUGACAGCUUCACUCCAAGCCUGCCGCCCAUGCUGCCGCCCACUCUGGCACCCAUCCUCGCGCCUUCUCUGCCUCUCUCUCUCUCCAUGCCUGCCGCCCCAAAUCACCACUCUCAGCCUCUUUUGAGUGUGAGCGCACCUCAAAGAGCGAUCGAGGAGCAGGAGUGCACGCUGGCGCAGCCAGUGAAGGCCCAUGUGUUGCGCUAUGAUGCAUGCAUGGAGGCCAUUCAGAGCGACCACAAGCCUGUCAGAUGCCUCUUAGAUGUCUCCGUUGCUUCUGUCGACCUGCCUGCUACAAGAUGCCUGCUCGGGCGUCUUCUUACCCUCAGCUCCCAGGUCCGGGCAGCCCUGCAAAAUUCGCACCACCUGCCCGACGUGCCAGCUGCCGGCACGUGUGUGGAUGUGGAUCCGUCGACCGGACAGGCUUCGGUGAUUGUAAUGAAUCGGAACGAAAGUGAUUCUAUGGGGUUCAUAGUGCAGUGUGACGGGGAGUCUGUUUUACGGUCUGGAAGGAAGGGAAAGACGGAAGAGCAGGAAGGGAGUGAGGGAGGGAGAGAUGAAGGAACCGAAGGAGGGAAGGGCAUUGUGGGAGGCACAAGCAGUGGCAGCAAGGGGGGAGGUGAUUGGCAGACGGGGCAAACAGUGAGGGCAGGUGGUGGCUUCCCUCUCUGGCUCAAGGUGCUACCUGGGGCAGGCAUUCUCAUUGCUGGCGGCAGCAUGACCAUCAACUUCUGCAUGGCCACUUCCCAUGCUGCACCGCCUGGUUCUCCUGCUGCCAGGGAGCACAUAGAGAACACAAGCACACGCACGCACCGCUUCUCGCUUCGCAUCCCACCCUCCCUGCACCUCCCAUAUGAAUAUUUUGAGCCAGCCUUCAGAGACGAGUGUCUGGGGUAA
Closterium sp. NIES-65 is the source of this 10272-nucleotide messenger RNA. Lineage: Eukaryota; Viridiplantae; Streptophyta; Zygnematophyceae; Desmidiales; Closteriaceae. The record is from the annotation of a GenBank genome assembly.